Molecule: messenger RNA, 237 nt
Organism: Striga hermonthica
Lineage: Eukaryota; Viridiplantae; Streptophyta; Magnoliopsida; Lamiales; Orobanchaceae
Source: the annotation of a GenBank genome assembly
UUUCAAUAUGCUUACGCUGACCCUUACUUUGGUGGACUUUAUACUGCCUACGCACCUCAUAAGAUGGUGAGUCCGCAGGUAAUGGUGGCAGCUCCUGGGCGAAUUCCACUGCCUGCUGCUGAUAUUCUUGAGGAUGGUCCAAUUUACGUCAACGCCAAACAGUAUCAUGGCAUACUUAGAAGGAGACAAAUACGCGCCAAGCUCGAGGCCCAGAACAAACUCGUCAAAAAUAGGAAA